Encephalitozoon hellem ATCC 50504 is the source of this 576-nucleotide messenger RNA. RefSeq lists its product as uncharacterized. Lineage: Eukaryota; Fungi; Microsporidia; Unikaryonidae. The record is from RefSeq and is a predicted model, not a curated record. The transcript has a single exon. Bases 1 to 576 code for a protein of 191 amino acids.
AUGAGGAUUUUCUUUCUUUUAUUAGGAAGUGUGAUGUCGGAUGCAUUCUCACUGCUGCCAGUGUUCACCAAGGAAGACAUGGCUCUAAAGGAUACCUUCCUUGUAUAUCUUUACUACUCAAGACCGAAUGUUUAUUGUCCUGCCUGUGAGACAUUCAAUCGAAACAUUUCCGUACUGCAGAAAUAUAUUCCUGUGAAGAAAAUAAACUUCUUUGAGGAUCCGGAAGUUGCAUCAUGCUUCUAUUCAUUUCUGUUUCCGUCUUUUAUAGUUAGAGAUAAAGGACGUAGCUACCACCUGCAUGUAGACAGCUUUGAGGAGUUGGAGGAGUUGAUUAAGCACGGGAAAUGGACUCAAUUCGAACCUGUAAGGCGGUGGAUGGAUUUGGACUCGUAUUUCAUUAAGGUUUAUUCUACUGCAAAUUAUGUUUUUUUCAAGGCUAUGCAGAAGUCUUAUGUGAUCUUAGACGUAAUUCCUGGAUGGGUUAUAAACUUUGUAUUUAGCGCCAUCAUUGCAUACAUGAUUUAUUCUAUAUGUGCUAUUUUCAUGUCUCCUGUAGAGGAUAAAAAGAAGGAAUAA